CGAUCGGACGGCUGCUACGCCAUCAGAGCAGCUCCAGAAGCCACCGCGCCAGUGCGCCACUGCUAAGUGGCCCCCUCCCAACUCCGACGACCCCGCCGCCGCCACCGCCGCCGCCGCCGAUGCAGAACCCCAACGGCACCAUCCUCCAGCUCUACCACGCCGGCAGGCUCGCCGCCGCCCUCCGCGCCUUCGAGUCGCUCCCCUCCUCCUCCCCCGCCUCCGCCGCCGCCGCCCCAGCCCCUCUCACCGCCGCGACCUACGCCGCCCUCGUCUCCGCGUGCUCCCGCCUGCGCUCCCUCCCGCAAGGCCGCCGCGUCCACCGCCACCUCGUGGCCUCCUCAUCCUCCUCGCCGGAUGCACAGCUCGCUGGGAACACCGUCCUCGGCAACCACCUCAUCACCAUGUACGGGCGGUGCGCCGCCCCGGACUCCGCCCGCCAGGUGUUCGACGAAAUGCCCGCCAGGAACCCCGUCUCCUGGGCCUCCGUCAUCGCCGCGCACGUGCAGAACGGCCGCGCCGGUGACGCUCUCGGGUUGUUCUCGUCCAUGCUACGGUCAGGAACUGCCGCAGACCAGUUUGCCCUCGGCAGUGCCGUGCGUGCUUGCACGGAGCUUGGGGACGUCGGCACCGGGAGGCAGGUGCAUGCGCAUGCGUUGAAGUCAGAGAGAGGCAGUGACCUGAUUGUGCAGAACGCACUCGUCACAAUGUACUCCAAGAAUGGCUUGGUUGACGAUGGAUUCAUGCUCUUUGAGAGGAUUAAAGAUAAAGACUUAAUUUCCUGGGGGUCAAUUAUCGCUGGGUUUGCUCAACAAGGUUUUGAAAUGGAGGCACUACAGGUUUUCAGGGAGAUGAUUGUUGAGGGCUCGCAUCAUCCGAACGAGUUUCAUUUUGGUAGUGCCUUUCGUGCAUGUGGGGCUGUGGGCAGCUGGGAGUAUGGAGAGCAGAUUCAUGGCUUAUCCAUCAAGUAUAGGUUGGACCGUGAUUUAUAUGUAGGAUGCUCACUGAGCGACAUGUAUGCGCGAUGCAAGAAUCUGGACUCUGCAAGGGUAGCAUUUUACAGGAUUGAGGCACCGGAUUUAGUUUCUUGGAAUUCCAUAGUAAAUGCAUACUCUGUUGAGGGCCUACUUAGUGAGGCCUUGGUCCUGUUCUCUGAGAUGAGAGACUCUGGUUUGAGGCCUGAUGGUAUUACUGUUAGGGGCCUGUUGUGUGCAUGUGUUGGCCGUGAUGCCCUAUAUCAUGGUAGGCUGAUCCACUCCUACUUGGUCAAAUUGGGUUUAGAUGGGGAUGUUUCAGUCUGCAAUUCUUUACUCAGCAUGUAUGCAAGGUGUUCAGAUUUAUCCUCUGCGAUGGAUGUUUUUCAUGAGAUAAAGGAUCAGGACGUUGUAACCUGGAACAGCAUUCUUACUGCCUGUGCCCAACACAACCAUCCGGAAGAAGUCCUGAAGUUGUUUAGUCUCUUGAACAAGUCUGAACCGAGUCUGGAUAGGAUUAGUUUAAACAAUGUACUGAGUGCUUCUGCUGAAUUGGGUUACUUUGAAAUGGUGAAACAGGUUCAUGCAUAUGCUUUCAAGGCAGGACUAGUGGAUGAUAGAAUGCUUAGUAAUACUCUAAUUGACACUUAUGCUAAAUGUGGGAGUUUAGAUGAUGCCAUGAGACUCUUUGAAAUAAUGGGAAACAAUCGUGAUGUGUUCUCUUGGAGCAGCUUGAUUGUUGGAUAUGCCCAAUUUGGUUAUGCAAAGGAAGCAUUUGAUUUAUUUUCGAGGAUGAGAAGCCUAGGAAUCAGGCCAAACCAUGUAACGUUUAUCGGAGUUCUUACAGCAUGCAGCCGAGUCGGUUUUGUUAACGAAGGCUGCUAUUACUACAGCAUUAUGGAGCCUGAGUAUGGCAUUGUUCCAACACGAGAGCAUUGUUCAUGUAUCGUUGAUUUGUUGGCUCGUGCUGGGAAACUAACUGAGGCAGCAAAUUUUAUUGACCAAAUGCCAUUUGAGCCUGAUAUUAUAAUGUGGAAGACCCUGCUGGCUGCUAGCAAAAUGCACAAUGAUAUGGAGAUGGGAAAGAGGGCAGCAGAAGGUAUUCUGAAUAUUGAUCCUUCCCAUUCAGCGGCCUAUGUCUUGCUGUGCAACAUAUAUGCUGCUUCUGGCAAUUGGAAUGAGUUUGCAAGAUUGAAGAAGGCGAUGAGAACUAGCGGCGUUAAGAAAUCACCUGGGAAGAGUUGGGUUAAGCUGAAAGGGGAGCUAAAAGUCUUUAUAGUGGAGGACAGGUCACAUCCAGAGUCUGAGGAAAUAUACGCAAUGCUGGAGUUAAUUGGAAUGGAAAUGAUAAAAGCUGGUUAUGUUCCAAAGCAUUCAUGGAAACAUGCUAUUGUUGAUCAUAUUGAUAGUGAUUUGUUCAAUGAAGAGAUGCUAGCUGAAUAUGGUUGAGUGGGAGAUAAAGAAAACAGUAAUUGCUGACUCUGGGGUAUUCGCAUGUCUUCCUUGUUGUAAGAAAUACUUGUUAAUCACCAAGAUAAUUAUUAAAGCUUUGUCAGAAUUACAAUGCAACAUACAGAAGUUGCAUAAGCUUGGCAUCAUGCACCAUUUGAGAACUUACCAGUAUGUUAUAGAUUAUAUUUUGCCUAAAUAAUUUGAAAGAAGAAGUGGGUUCGACAAAUCAUGCAUAGUCAGCCUGCUGAAGGAGCUAAGCUAUUCAUGUAAUCUUGCUAAUGAUAUGCGAAGCACAACUGGGGCUUAUGUAUUUGUUUGAUCUGUCACAUAUUUCUGCCAAGUAAGAUUUAAUCCAGUGAGCCAUACACAAGCCACUUGUCAAUAUCGAUUUUGUGAACAGGGGGCAUUCCUUUUCCUCAUCCAGCUUGCUACUCCUUUCUUUGGCUUCCAGAUAUGAACUUGGCUAACCUGAGGAAAUGCGUUUUGCAAGGUUCGUUGACAGUGAUCUUGCUAUUUGAUACAUGAAGGCAGGCUGUAUUUGUUUUAUCAGCCAGAUAUUUCUGCUAUGUAGGUUUCAGUUCAGUGCGCUAUACACAAGAUGAGAACUUGAUCUCUUGCAGAAAGGUCAAAAACCUGUCUUUUAAUCUAGGGUUAAUUGUAUUCAUGCCAUUACAAAUUUGCCCGUUUUGAAAAUUAUCAUUACAAAUCUGUUGAAAUCGGAAAUAUGUCACUACUUACGUUCUAUAUGCACUGAUUCCUUUAUGGACCAAAUUACCCUUAUGUUCUACCUCAGUCCCCUCCUCUAUCUCUCUCUCCCUGUCCAAGUAUCGUCAACGAGACUGGCGUCGGUGGAAGGUGGGAGCAGCAGCAGCCUGAUGGCUGGAUCCGCCGCGUCACACUGCUCAUCGACGAACUCACCUGUGGGGCUUGAGGAUCUGGUGAGUAGGUCGGCUUUGCGAGCACAUAGUGGUUGCUGAAGUUCAUGUGUGUCCCCCCCUGCCCCCUCCUGGGCAUGGACAAAUCGACAUCUUGUCCUCUGCUCCCACCAAAUCUCAGCGAACUGCUAAAACUCCUCCCAAAAUCAAACCUUCAGCUCAAUAUGCGCUGAAGCAAACAAGCACCAAAAACAAGACAGGACGCUAAAAUCACUCAAAAUAUCCAAUCUUUGCCCAGAUGCGAGCAAGUCUGCUCUCCAAAAUCCAACCUUUUGACCAUCAACCAAAUCAGGGGAAGAACAAAGACACGUGCAGAAAUUUCUGGAGACAGAAAGAGAUUUGAGGAGCCGGGUCCCAGACAAGAUAGAAGGGAAAGAGGACAGAAAAUUUUGUUGGUUUCAUCAUCGAUUGAUGAAGCUGAUACACUUCGAGUUUCGGUUUCGUUGGGUGGACGCAAAGUGUGAGUUUGGCUCUGGCGAUGGGUGGAAGCGGUGCUCAGCCUCAGGGACGAGGCUGGUUCACCGCCGCUGCUGCUUGGGGAUCGAGAGGGAAUGAGGGAUGGGAGGUAGAGUGGAGAGGACGGAGGUAGAAGAUAAGGGCAAUGUAACCAAAAUAAAAUUUCUGUGCAUUGACGGAGUAAGUAGUGGCAUAUCUUUGAUUUCAACAGAUUUAUAAUGGCAUUCUUCCAAUUAGAUGAAUUGUAAUGGCAUUUAUAGUGGCAUGGAUCCAAUUAACCCUUUAAUCUAUCACUGAUAAAACAUGCCUUUUAGAAUAGUUGCUUGUCAACAUCAAUUGCUAGCUAUUUCAUGAAAAAAUAAGCAUGCCAUAUUAAGUUUGGAGGAUUCUCCUAACGAAAAGUUCGUAACAAUAAUCCCAUACAAGCUGGCUAUGAGGAUAUGUAUUUGAUACUUGCAGCAUGAAUUUUCUGAGCAAGUGACAGUGACACAAGUAACAGCAUGAUGAUGGAGCACUGUAACAAUUCCAACAGAGUUAACAACAAUAUUCUCCAUCUUAGAGAUGUGCACAUAAAUACUAAAGGUAGGAUACAAUUUGCCCAACACAAGUGGUCGCGAUGGCGAGUCCAGAAAGGACGGAUCCAAGUAGAUUUAGCUUGAGAUCAGUAACUGAAGCAAUGCCCACUCCAAGAAGUAAGACCAGUAGAGAAAGCUUGAUACUCUCGCUGCACAUUUUUGGACUAUCAUUAGCUCAAUGACUAUAGAAUAGAUACCUUGAUGACCUUCAAGCAAUGACUCAACGAUUGAUUCAACAGAAUGCGUUUAUAUAAAUUUUUGUGUUCACUUCAGUAUUUUAUGUGCAACAUUGGCUAUCUUGUAUCUUUAAUUCGACCUUAAAUGAGGUGCGGUGGAUAGUUGUUCACUUGUUAAGAGAGUGCUCAGUUUACAUUUCAAAACCUGAAUCUUUUCUUCAGGAAGAUUGUCUCCAACAGCACAGUGAAAGGUAUGAUCGCCAAUUUUGUCAUCUGCAGAAUACUUAAGUUAGUGUGCUUGUUCCAUGUUUUGUAGGAAACAACCAAAGAGAUGACAGUACACCUAACCUGGUAGAAUCCAAUGGAGUUGAAUCCUAAACUAAGGUUGAGAAGGCCAAUUGAGGUGCCAUUCAGCAACCCAAAGAGGAUCACUGUUUGCCCAUCAAUUGCCUUUGGUUCAAAGAAAUGCAAGCGUUGUGCCACAUGGAGGGUGCAGAAGGUCAUCAUGAGAUGCCAGCUUGUCAAUGUUGUAGCUACAUAGGUGCAAAAACAACAGAAUACAGCAUUAAUGACAAUGGCAACUGAUGAUGCAACCGACAGCGCAAGAGACCCGAUCACACCGAGCUGGAACCCAGAUGACAUCAUCAUUUGCUAUUGUUAUCUUCUCCUCUGAAUUCACAUUACACAUGAAGAGGUCAGUGCAAGGUAUAUUUCAUUGAAGAGAGUUGGUACCUGCUACCUACCGGGCUGCUUCUUGGAGGGUACAAUGAUCGAUCGAAAGGUGGUUCAAGUCGAUGUCAAAAUGGUUGAUCAGUUGGCAAAGUGUCAACCAGACACCAAACACAUGCAAUGCAAGCAAACAUGAGUGAAAUCCAACGCAGGCUUCAUGUGUUUGGUGGUCACGUCGUAAGCAAAAUGAUUACAAGAUGAGAAGACAGGCUUUUGGAUUAAUGUUUCAAAUUACAAGGCAAAAUUCUGAAUUAAUAUAUAAUCCGUUACAUGGGUCAUGGAUACCCAUUAUUACGGGUUACUUUUCUAAAAUUGAACUUCUAUGUUUCUUCUCUUUUGCCAAUUAAAUUUAAAUGGAUCCAAGUUUGCAGUCAGUCUAGGAUUGACAAAAAGCGGUUGGUAGAACCGGAAAAGGCUAAUUGCCGAGUCUUCCUCUCAAGCAAUUUUUUGCUUGAUUGGACUAUAUGUUAAUCCUUAAUUAUAUUAUUUUUUCUUUUUUUGAGGGUAA
Oryza sativa Japonica Group (Japanese rice) is the source of this 5802-nucleotide messenger RNA. Lineage: Eukaryota; Viridiplantae; Streptophyta; Magnoliopsida; Poales; Poaceae. The record is from RefSeq and is a predicted model, not a curated record.